Molecule: messenger RNA, 758 nt
Organism: Quercus lobata
Lineage: Eukaryota; Viridiplantae; Streptophyta; Magnoliopsida; Fagales; Fagaceae
Product: membrane protein PM19L-like
Exons: 4
Coding region: 121-672 (183 amino acids)
Source: RefSeq, a predicted model, not a curated record
AAAAGUCUUUUCUUCCAUCAACUCCAAGAAACAUCCAGAAACCUCGUGUGAAUAUGUUGUCUGUAGGUCCGUACUGUGUUUUUAAAUUUUGAUUAGAAGUGGAGCUUGAGCAUAAUAACAAUGGCUGUUGGAAGGCGUAGUAGAGACCUGAUAGGUCCUCUUUUGGUGUUCAACUUUGUGGUGUGUCUUAUUGUUCUUGGACUGGCUGGAUGGUCCCUUGACAAGUAUAUUGAUGGUGAACAGAAUCAUCCACAUUUGGGUGGGAAUUCAUCAACAAGCUUUAUGUUGAUCUUUGCUUUGAUAGCUGGGGUGGUUGGUGCUUGUUCUGUGCUUCCUGGGCUAGUGCAUCUUCGGGCAUGGCGGAGUGACAGUUUGGCUGUGGCAGGCUCUUUAGCAGUUCUCUCCUGGGCCAUUACAGCUCUUGCUUUCGGUCUGGUAUGCAAGGAAAUCAUUUUGGGAGGACGCAGAGGUAAACGUCUGCAAACAUUGGAGGGCCUCAUAUUCAUAUCACUACUGAGUCAGUUGCUGUAUAUGGGGGUUCUGCAUGCUGGGGUGUUUGACAACAGCUAUGGACCAGGUUAUCGUAGCUACGACGUCGACAAGGACCAUGCUGGUGGCGGCACUGCCAUGGGUCAUGAACCCCAGAAUCCCGGAACUUCUGAUGUAAUCUGAAACAUCUCACAAAUGUUCUCUCUUAAGAGGGUGUAGAUGAUACUUGAACUUUCAAUUUUUGUGUUUUUGUAUGAAAUGGAAUUAGA